Molecule: messenger RNA, 1713 nt
Organism: Besnoitia besnoiti
Lineage: Eukaryota; Apicomplexa; Conoidasida; Eucoccidiorida; Sarcocystidae
Exons: 4
Coding region: 1-1713 (570 amino acids)
Biological process (GO): protein deubiquitination
Molecular function (GO): deubiquitinase activity
Source: RefSeq, a predicted model, not a curated record
AUGCGUCCGGGAGCCGAGCGCAGCGCCCCUCCAGGGGCCUUCUCUUCUGACGAUAUCUAUUCCGCAGCCGUAGAAAAGAGGAAACAAGACCAGCGUGCUGCAGCGGCUGUCGUCUCGAUGGCUGCAGCGGCAGAAGAGUCUCCACGUCGUCAGAGCUCCGCGUCCGCCCAAUCUGGUUCCCUCUCAGCUCUCGCGUCAAGCGGAGAGGCUCAGGCAGCAGACCCCGCCGACGCAAGAGGAUCGGAAUCAGAUGUCGCUGCAGGGAGCAGAACUGUGCCGGAGAAUCCGCCGCCAAAUGCAGUGUAUCUGCACGUCUACGACCUCGACCCGACCAUCAGUAGAUAUGUCAACAAAUUGAUGCGGCCUCUCGGUGCAGGAGCGUUUCACGCCGGGGUCGAAGUCUAUGGGAUUGAAUACUGCUACGGACAAACUCACGAUCGCUCGCCGGGGGUGACAGUCAACCGCCCGCGGCGCCAUCCCGCUCAUAUCUACAGAGAAACCAUCUACAUGGGAGACACGCCUCUCGCGCACGAGGAGUUCAUGGCUCUGAUUGAAGCCCUGAAGGACGAGUGGCCGGGCGAAAAAUACAACAUUCUCACGAGGAACUGCCUGAACUUUGCGGAUCAGCUGUGCAUCUUGCUCGGCGUGGGGUGUCUGCCCCCGUGGCUGCUGCGCCUGCAGCAGCAAGCCUCGAGUUUCCAGCAGAGCGUGCAGCACGCCGCGCGGAAGAUCCAACAAAUCGACGAGACAACCGGCCUCUCAGCCGUGGCCUCCGCGGCCGCGACGGCCGCCGCAGCUGCGGCCCGCGCCUUCGGCGGGUUCCUCCGACCUGCGCCGGCUGAAAACCAGGUAGGUCAAUUCUCGCCGCGUCUGCAGCGCGGCACUGAUCCGCGGGCGGCGACCUUAGAGGGAGAAGAAAGCUGCGCGCGAGAGAGGCAUUCGUCUGAGUCGAGGGCUGAAGACGCGAGACGAAGCGCCAGGAGACCAGAGGGCGAGGGCGCGAGAGAAGAAGAGGGCCUGGGACGUGCGAUGCGAGGGAGGGCGAUGCCCCGGCGGGCUCUCAGACCUCUGACGACGGCGCUGCGAGACGCGGCCGCGGGCGGCGGAGAGAGGUGGGAGCUUGCAGCGGGGGGAAGUGAGACCGCGGAAGACGAGAUUGCAACGCCGAGGGCGGAGGAGGCAGCGUGGGAGAGGAAACUCUGCGUGUUUGACCUCGAGGAGCAGGGAGUCGGGGCGAGCGACUGCGAGGCGAACCCAGAGAGCGUGCCGCCGCGCGCGGCCGGCAGCAAGCGCCUCAGGAACACCCGAAUGAAGGAGGCGGGGGCGAAAGACCCCAGCCAGAGGGACGAGAGAGACACGUUCUCCGCGUCUGUUGCCUGGCGCGGCCUCACCUAUGCGUGCUGCGGGUGUGGGGGCGCCAGGAGCCCAAGCAGUAGCGGCGAGAGCGAGGCCGCAGAUGACUGGACGAGCGACGAGGAGUCAGUCUCCUCAGGGCCUGCACCCGUGGGGGCGGGUGUGGAGUGGGCCCCUGAAGGAGGAGACCGGCGCGAGGCCGUUGGCUACGUCUGUGGCGUGGAGACGGAGGAGACUUUCGGCGCGUGGCUGGAAGACGCGCUGUGGUCUUGGGAUGUUCCCUCUGACGGCUGCGCGCCCGCUACCUUGAGGGGAGAAGAUAGCUUCCUCGUGACGGCGCGGAGACUUCCAGGGAUGUAA